AUGGAAUCGGUCGAUAAUAAAGCUCUGUUUUACGACAAACUGAAGUUCUGCAGGAUUUGUCUGGACACGGAAGAAACAGAGGAUUUGAUAAAGUCUCCUUGCGUCUGUCGAGGAUCUAUGAGUCAUGUCCACGUCUCUUGUUUGGAGAAUUGGUUCAACACCUCGUCCCGGACAUCCUGCGACAUCUGCCAUAUGGAGAUCAAGACCUCGAAGGUUCGGAGGUCCUUCCUGGAGACGUUUGGAAGGCAGUUGGGCAAACCGCUGUUUGGUUGGAGUAAGGUAAUCCUGGCAAUCCUGGUGGUCCUUGUCAACUACCUGGGCAGGAUCUGUGGUUGUUGGACCCACCACUCCAAACCUGACACUUUCUGCCACAUCAUCAUGGUACUGUUACUCAGCUACUUCCUCUGCAACUUGUUGUUCAUCUCUUACAUCCACUGGAGAACCGACUUCAGAAUCGUAUGGACCGCCUCACCAAAAAGGGAAGUGAAUGAAUGA
Molecule: messenger RNA, 495 nt
Organism: Homalodisca vitripennis (glassy-winged sharpshooter)
Lineage: Eukaryota; Metazoa; Arthropoda; Insecta; Hemiptera; Cicadellidae
Product: E3 ubiquitin-protein ligase MARCHF3-like
Exons: 1
Coding region: 1-495 (164 amino acids)
Molecular function (GO): zinc ion binding
Source: RefSeq, a predicted model, not a curated record